AUGUUCCAAAAAGUAAAACCACAACCACCACAACACAAAGGGAUGAGUGCAUCUCCAACAACACCCUCUAAUCAUCUACCUACUGGAUCUUACUUUAGUAAUAACAACAACAACACUACUACCAAGCCAAUACCCUCAUUUCCAUCAUCUAAAGCAAGACAAACACCUACCAAGUCCACACCUAUCAUCAUGAACCACGAAAAUUAUCUUCCAGAUUCUAAAAUAUUUGGAUCCUAUGAUUCAUCGCUACACUAUGAUUUGGAAGAUGAAAGUACGAGUCGUUCUUCUGUUCCUUCUGUUAGAAGUAGUAAUGAUUUUCAUGAAAUUAAAAGGAAGGAAAAGACACCAAAAAAGCUGAGUCCUCAUGAUGAGGUACUUGUAAAUGAAAUGUAUGAAUUUUUGCAAAACAAAUCACAACAUAGAAGAAGAGAUUUUGAAGAGGACGAAGAGGAUGAUGUGGCUGGUGUUUUGAGCUCUACACUCCCAUCAGGAGGAUACUUGUCAUCCUCUGCAAAACCAAACUUUUUCCCAAAGAAAAAGUAUUACACAAGCUCCGAUAGUGAAGAAUCUGAAGAAGAGUCUACAUCUUCUUCGGAUGAAUCUGAUGGAGAACAGUCUGAUGAAGACAAAUCCAUGAGCAAAUCCUACCAACCAAAGACGGAAUUUGGCAAGAUGAAAGAGAGUAGAAAAACUUGGUUUAAAUCUAACUUGGCUGAAGAUUCUGGAGAAGAUUCGGAAGCAAACUCUGAUAGUGAAAGCGAUAAUGAAAACGAGGAAUAUGAAGACAGUGAUGCUGACAUUUCUAUUUCUUCACUGAGUUUGGAAGCAGCAAAGCAAAAAGAUUCAUUCUCUUCUGUUAAACAACAAAUCGGAGUGGAACCAGACAAGAAGGAUACCCUUGUAUUGUUCUUAUUACAACAUGUGGCAAGGCAAUAUAAUCCAGAUCCUAACUUUUUCCUUUCAUUGUGUAAAAAGUUGCACGCUGGUGGAUUUCUGAAUGAUACUAGCUUGUUGGAUCCUCGUGUUCUGAAAAAGAGAUGUAAGGAUUUUGUGAAGGAUGUGAUAGAGCAUUGGCCAAUCAGUCUGGAAGACACUGAUAACAUCAACACUAAACAUUCAAAGGUACAACCUGAUGAUGUGAGUGGAACAGGAAAAAGCAAAGCACCAAAGGUUGGCAGCUUGCCAAGAUCGGAAAGUUAUCACUCCUUCCUCUCAGCUAACAGUAAUGAAUAUGCACCAAACAAAUCUUCAACUUUACUGACAUCCUUGCCUUUGUUUGAUUCACUCUUUUUCAGUCCUAGUAGAUACAAAUCAGAUUUUUAUCACAAACAAAGAAUUGGUAGAGGUGCUUUUGGUGUUGUGUUCGUUUGUAAACACAAGAUUGAUGGUCACUACUAUGCUAUCAAGAAGAUUAAAUUCUCAUUCAAAGAUAGUCAAGAAUUAAAAGAUGUCUACAAGCAAGUAAUUAGAGAAGUGAGAGCUUUGGCAGCUUUGGACCAUCCAAAUAUUGUAAGAUAUAACCAAGCUUGGUUUGAGCCAAACACCAAUGGUAUGCAUGACGAUGAACUUCCACCAGAAGAAGAUGAAACUGGAGGAUCUCACACUAAUCACGACCGAUCAGAUUUCAAAUCAUCAAUGAGCACUUCUAAUUUGGAACGUUUCUCCAGUAUGGGAUAUGCUACUGAUUCAGAUGAUGAGGAAGAGAAUGAUAUUAUUCCUCAUGUUGAUGUCAAUAGAAGAAGUCCUAAAACAGUUUUUCCUAACACUUUAACUUUCGAGAUGAGCCCAGAAACUAGUUUCAAUUCUGGAUCAGUUGCAAAUAUGGAAUCAACUUUCGAGCUCCCUUUUUCACCUCCUACAGAUAUGAGUUAUCUUGAAUUUGCUGUAGAAAAGAAAAAGACUACGAGCCAUCUCUUCCGAGUACUCAAAGACAUGUUCAAUGAGAAAAAUAACAAAUUCGAGAUGGUACUUUUCAUUCAAAUGCAGUUGUGCAAUCCUCAUACACUAGAUGAUUGGUUAUGGUCAACUGAAAGAACUCAAGAUAAGAAGCUGAAUAUGAAUGAAGCAUUGCAUUUCUUUGGUCAAAUUUGUGAUGGCAUCAAACAUAUACACGAAAGAGGAGUUAUCCAUCGUGAUUUGAAGCCUUCUAACAUUUUCCUUUCAUCAGACAAUACUGUUAAAAUUGGAGAUUUUGGACUUGCCAAAUAUUGCUUUGAAACUAUAAAUCACAAUAGAGCAAGUUGUGAUGGACCUCAUGAUUCAAGUUCGUGCAUAAUCAUGAACAGACCAUGUAGUCCAACAAACAUUGAUCACACUGUGGGUGUAGGCACAUAUUUCUAUGCAAGUUUGGAACAAUUAUCCAAUUCACAGUAUAAUGAAAAGGCUGAUAUUUAUAGUUUGGGUGUAAUUUUGUUUGAAUUGUUGCAUCCAUUUGGAACCCGUACAGAACGAGCAUUUAUUUUGAAAGAUUUGAAAGAUGGUAUAAUACCUUCUGAAAUGGUCAAAAAGUUCCCAGAAGAAAUGGCAAUUGUUAAGCAAUGUAUUGAUACAGAUCCUAACAAUAGACCAACAGCAGGUGAAAUUCUUGAGAAGGUAAACAACCUAAAGAGAAAAUACAAAACCAAUGUAGCACAAAAGGCAGUUCCAAUCCUUGAGAGAAAAUCUUCGGGUAAUCAAUUUGCAACCAUCGACCUUCUCAAAGAAAAGAACAGACUCAUUGAAGAACAACAAAAGGAAAUUGAAAGACUUAAGGAAAUUAUCAAAAGCCAAUCAGUCGCAACAAUAAUUUCAGAAUAAAGACAACCUUGUGUUUGUUAAC
Molecule: messenger RNA, 2818 nt
Organism: Naegleria gruberi
Lineage: Eukaryota; Heterolobosea; Eutetramitea; Acrasida; Naegleriidae
Exons: 1
Coding region: 1-2796 (931 amino acids)
Biological process (GO): protein phosphorylation
Molecular function (GO): protein kinase activity; ATP binding
Source: RefSeq, a predicted model, not a curated record